Molecule: messenger RNA, 2999 nt
Organism: Gadus macrocephalus (Pacific cod)
Lineage: Eukaryota; Metazoa; Chordata; Actinopteri; Gadiformes; Gadidae
Product: hexokinase-2-like
Exons: 11
Coding region: 201-1706 (501 amino acids)
Biological process (GO): intracellular glucose homeostasis; glycolytic process; glucose 6-phosphate metabolic process
Cellular component (GO): cytosol; mitochondrion
Molecular function (GO): ATP binding; mannokinase activity; glucokinase activity
Source: RefSeq, a predicted model, not a curated record
AGAUCCAAAAGUAGACCGAAUCGCUCACAGCAGGUAGCCGCUGCUCCAGUCGUUUUGCAAGAGACAGAAAGAUAGUGAGAGAACACCUCCCGCUGUCAACUCAGUUUACAGAAGUGGGUGUGUUUGCUGUGCAGUGUCUGAAUAAAACCCGUUUGCCAGAUCUCCACAGCAUCCACAACCGCAGCCCUGCGCACACCAAGAUGAGCGACUCACAGAGUGUCAACAAAAGGGAGAUCAAUGGAGACCUGCCGGCCCCAAACCAGGACGACAUCCCGGCAGAGCUACUCAGUCAGGUGGAGGCGUGCUUGCAGCCCUUCCAGCUGUCCACGAGCCGCCUGGUCGACGUCAGCCAUUGGCUGAGGAGGGACCUGAGUCGGGGGCUGGGCAAGCACAGCCACAGGCGGGCCGCCGUCAAGAUGCUGCCCACCUUCGUGAGGGCCACGCCCGACGGAACAGAGAGAGGGGACUUCCUGGCCCUGGACCUGGGGGGAACCAACUUCCGGGUGCUCCACGUGAGCGUGGGCCACGAGGAGCAGAGGGUGGUCACCAUGGACAGCCAGAUCUGUGAGAUCCCUCAGGACAUCAUGCUGGGCACCGGGGAAAAGCUCUUUGACCAUCUAGCCCAGUGCAUGUCUGCCUUCCUGAACUCUAAACCAGAGCUCCAGGGGAAGACCCUCCCCCUGGGCUUCACCUUCUCCUUCCCCUGCGAACAGAAGGAGAUCGACAAGAGUAUCCUCAUUCGCUGGACCAAAGGAUUCAACUGUGACGGGGUCGAAGGUCGCGACGUGGUGCAGCUGCUCAGGGAGGCGGUCCUGAGGAUAGGGGAAUAUGACAUUGGGUCCAUUGCCAUGGUGAAUGACACAGUAGGGACUAUGAUGAGCUGCGGUUAUAGAGAUCAGAGUUGCGAGAUUGGCAUGAUCAUAGGCACGGGCACCAACGCCUGCUACAUGGAGGAGAUGAGGAACGUGAAGCGGACGGAGGGCGAGGACGGACGCAUGUGCAUCAACACCGAGUGGGGGGGCUUCGGGGACGACGGCUCCCUGCAGAGCAUCCUGACGGAGUUCGACCUGGUGGUGGACCGCGAAUCCCUCAACCCCGGUGUGCACACAUUUGAGAAGAUGAUCAGCGGCAUGUACCUGGGUGAGGUGGUGCGUCUGGUGCUGGUGAGCCUCGCCCAGGAGGGCCUGCUGUUCGGUGGACAGACGUCCCCUGACCUUCUCGCCCAGGGCCACUUUGAGACCCGCUACAUGUCCGACAUUGAACAGGAGGAUGUAGGUUUGGACCAGGCCCAGGUCAUCCUGACGGGGCUGGGUCUGAAGGCCGGCCCGGUUGAUUGCCGCGUGGUACGCUUGGUUUGCGACGCCAUUUCCACGCGCUCCGCCCAGCUCUGCGCCGCUGCCUUGGCAACGCUGGCCAAGCGGAUCCGGACCAACCGCGGACUGCAGCGCCUGGAGACCACGGUGGGGGUGGACGGCACCGUCUACAAGAAACACCCCAAUUUCAGCCAGAAGCUCCAGGCCGCCGUAAGGGUCCUCGCCCCCAAGUGUCACAUCAAGUUCCUGGUCUCGGAGGAUGGCAGCGGGAAGGGCGCCGCCAUGGUAACGGCCGUGGCACAGCGGCUGGCUCGCCAGUCCCGCCUCCUGGAGGAGAGCGACGGGGAGGAGAGCGAGGAAGAGGAGGUGGAGGAAGACGAUGAAUAUAUGUAGAGGCCUCCGGGAUACAGACAGAAAAAUUUAGGAGAUAUUUGUCCUUUGCUGUUAAUAUUUGCGCUUUGUUGGUGAACUUGCUUUAUAUGCAUAUGGUUGUGGGUUGGGGUCCCGAUGGACGCCUUGCUAAAGGGCAGCAGGGCAGCUCUGGAAUAGAGAAAAGUGUGACGUCACGUUUCCAUAGCAACCGAUUUUCGGUUCUACACAAACCAAAUUAACAAGGGGUAAUCCUAACUUUUGAUAGAAAAGGAACUUUUCUAUCAAUUUUUUUUUUUUUUUUUAGGAUUUUUUUGCAAAUUGAUUUGCGAGUUUGCUUUACCAAUGAUGUAAGUAAUAUUGAGAUUGGGACAAUUUACCGUUGCAUUAUAAACUUUAUCUUUCAUGCUAGGGUGAAAUCUUCCUUUUAAUAGGCCUACCCCAGGGGAAUACAUGAACGCCUCGACACGUUUAGAUUGGUAGUGAUUUUCACCUCUUGAAAUUGAUCUGUUUUCAUUUUGAAAGAAACAACACAUGGAAGCAUUGUUAAACGCAAUCUCUCGUUCCGUUGUUAGAACCGAAAAUCUGGUUGCCAGGAUAACGUGACGUUUUCACUUUAGUACUCUAUUGCCCUGACCAACCCUGAAAGUCAUUAUUAAAGCCUACAAGAUUUGUAGUUAUGUUGCCUAAAGCAGCCUUCCUCCAACGUGCCCUUAAACUAAACACUGAACUCACUUUAUCGUUAAUUAAAUGGACAUAUAUAUUUUAUAUUUUUCUUAAAUAUAAGCACUGCCAUACAGAUUAUAUAUUAACGGACUCUACAGACUUUAGCCUUUUGUCAUGUGUCAAACCAAGUUACCACACACCAAGUUGAACAAAGGGUUUGUGAUUCUGUCCACUUCCUUGUAUUUGUUAUUGUCAUUUGCAUAAUUUGUUUACAUGGUUCUAUCCGUGCUUCAUUCCAUCCAUUACUGCAGUGUAGCGUUGCUGCCACCAGGGGGCCAAAAUCAGCCUCAAGGGCUAUUUUUUUAUUGGAAUUUUUUUGUCCAUAAUCCUGGCCUGGAACUCAGCAGGCGCAGACUUACCACUGCACAUGCCAGUGUUCGUCAGUAGGUUGCAACCUUUUUAUAAUGCAUAUAUCAUUGCUGAAAUCCCAAUGGAACACGUUUUAAUUAAUAUACAGUUCAUGUGAUGUUUGGGUUCUCAAAUUGAAAUUCAACACACAAGUCUAUUGAAUACAUUAUUGGUCUAUAGAUGCUUCAAUUGUAUUUAUUGUAUUCAAUCAUUGUGAUUAUAAAUAUGCUUUACGAGGGAUCA